Messenger RNA from Penicillium manginii, 903 nucleotides. RefSeq lists its product as uncharacterized. The coding region runs from base 1 to 903 and encodes 300 amino acids. The record is from RefSeq and is a predicted model, not a curated record. NCBI's taxonomy places the organism in Eukaryota, Fungi, Ascomycota, Eurotiomycetes, Eurotiales, Aspergillaceae. The transcript is spliced from 2 exons.
AUGAUCCAUGGCUCCAAAGAAGCUGAAAAAUUCCGCCCCCUCGAAGCACCAGUGCCUGGAGCUGUGAAUGGAAACUCUGCCAUCUUCUCAACAACCGGGGAGGUCAACCUCUACUUUGACCCUACUACUUUCGGGACUGAGGCACCAACCUUCUACGCGGACUGCGAGGGGAUGAUGGGGACCGAGCCGCUCGCGGCCCAACAUCAGAAAGAGUGGGCAAGACAGGGGAAAAGAUAUCCUGUUGCUGCGAAGGACGGUAAAUACAUGGAUCGUCGUACUGCUGUCCAGAGUCUCUAUCCUCGGUUCCUGUACAUCUUCAGCGAUGUCGUUUGCUACGUUACAAGAAAUCAUAAAACCUGGGCGGACUCUGCCCUCCGACUGCUUGAGUGGUCCAUGAUUGGCGCACAAAACACCAUCAACCAACAUGCACUUCCGGCCCUAAUCAUUAUCUUAAAUGGACCGACAUUGGAAAAUGAAGAAUGGCUCUCUGGGCAUCCCGACGCUGCCACAGAGGACUUUUUCUCCGCUAUCGAGAAGGAAAUUAGUGAAAACAACUACUUGCGAAAUCUAGCAAACAAGACCAAGAAGCUUGCGCACCGAAUUCGUAAGGAUUCACAACGUGUACAGUCAAUGAGAGCCGAUUCCUGGACCAGGUUCGACACCCGACAGCUAUCCUUGAUUGGCCAUUACGCCUUCACUCAUCUAGCAUCCGGCAACACCGACCCAUUCGAUUUCGGCCAGUGUAGGCAACAAGUAUCUAUCCCUGAAUCCACAGAAGAGCACUUUUCAGAGGCUCUUAGCUACUGCCUGGAAGGUCAUAUAGCGGAAAAGUUCCAAGCCGCUGGGAAAGUUUUGGCCUCGAAUCUACUAAGACAAACAAUUAAGGAGGAGAAGAAGAGUUAG